AUGGGAUUUGCGGUAGCAACUGCCCUGACCAUCGGUCUGUGCUUUCUUGGGGAUGGUCAGGAGUACAUCGCUGUUGCCAUCAUCGCAGUGGCUAUGCCGUUCCAGUCCGUCACAGCCGCUGCCAGUUUGGUCAGUCCUGUGGAUAUAGCACCACAGUUCGCAUCCUACAUAACAGCAUUUGGAGAGGGGUUAAGUUUCGCAGCAUACUCCAUCGCCCCCCUCAGCGUGUCCUACAUCGUCCCAGACAGGACACGGGAACAAUGGUCAAUCGUCUUCUUCAUCAGCGCUGGCAUCUACGUGGUCGCAGCUGUCCUUUUCAUCAUCUUUGGUAGUGGGGAGCUUCAGGCGUGGGCAGACAACUCCGCGCCCACGAAGAAAAGUGAAAUCAACGAAGCGUACAUCAAAGAUAUGGACGAGCUGAAUUCAAACUGAAAUGCAUAAAGCCCACUUUUGUCGUGACAACUCGAGUAAUGCCCAGAUUUGCCAAAUGCUAAUGACGACUUUUUUCCGUCCUCACGCAAACUGGGUUUUGAUAAAAAUGUCAACUCAAUGUACAAGUAUUAAUUCGAAGUGUUCCAAUUAAUUGAAAUAAUCGAAAAUUAGUCGUAGUAACCAAACGACCAAGCAAUCGAUCACAUCUUCUCAUAAUCAACCACAAACGAUUUUUGAACUACAGUUUUAGUGUUUGAAACACUUGACGAAUGAAAAUAUCUUAGAAGUUGUCAAGGCCUGGAAACGUGUUUAAUUCUUAGAAAACCCAUUACACUUGCUGAAAAGUCAUGACUGAAUAUUUCUUGAAGACACUGGAAACUUUAUGUUCUGAACUUCAUGAUAUAAUAGUCAUCACUUUAAAGUAGCAAGUUGCAUCAUUUUACACUGGAUGUGAAAUUCGCAAAUGCAAUUUGCGCAGUUUCUAAAUAAAAC
Messenger RNA from Haliotis rubra (blacklip abalone), 924 nucleotides. RefSeq lists its product as uncharacterized. Gene Ontology annotation, molecular function: transmembrane transporter activity. The record is from RefSeq and is a predicted model, not a curated record. Bases 1 to 432 code for a protein of 143 amino acids. Lineage: Eukaryota; Metazoa; Mollusca; Gastropoda; Lepetellida; Haliotidae. Gene Ontology annotation, biological process: monoatomic anion transport. The transcript is spliced from 4 exons.